Messenger RNA from Stylophora pistillata, 2628 nucleotides. Its product is annotated as TBC1 domain family member 16. The record is from RefSeq and is a predicted model, not a curated record. Gene Ontology annotation, cellular component: early endosome. Gene Ontology annotation, biological process: activation of GTPase activity. Lineage: Eukaryota; Metazoa; Cnidaria; Anthozoa; Scleractinia; Pocilloporidae. Gene Ontology annotation, molecular function: GTPase activator activity.
UGGGAGGAGAAGUGACGUCAUCGUUACAAAACUAACCUGAAACCUUAGCUGAUGAUCAGCCACAGGGCGCAUAUUUUCGACAAACAGUGAUGAAGCUGAUUUUGCAUAGUAAAUUACCUUUGGCUCGUUUUUGGUAGCUGCCAGUUGAGAUGCUGAGUCAUCUUAUCAAGUUUGCCGUAGAAGGCUCCGCGGUGUUCGAUUCCUUGAGUCCUAAUUCCUUUUACGUGGACGGUGAAGAUGAUCCCAGCGAAAGCGAGGAAGUUUUGUUCUGUAAAAACAAUGUUUGCGUCCAUUCUUCUUCUUUAGAUGACUCUCAUUCGCCAGGAUACUUUACUUUGAAAUCCAUCACUCAUCGAAGUGGACUCGUUCGUUUGUUGGUUACAUGGACACCGAAUACUUACUUUUGUGAUGAACAGCUGAAAAUAGGUGAUCGUCAGUUACACGAUCGGGAGACGGAGAAACUACAACUUUCCAAACUUUCUAGAAGCACAGAGAAGUUCAGUGUAGAUCUCAACGAAAUGAAAAGUGUUAGGUUAUUUAAUAUACAGGAAGAUGACACGCGUGGCCAAUUAGUGAUCGGGAACUAUGAAAACCACUACAAGGUAUUUCACUUUCAUCAUGGUGGACUUGAUCGCAUCACUCAGGUUUUGCAGCUGUGGUUUGCAGAGGAUGUAAAUCCUCUUGAUGAAGGGGAUCUUCGAAAGAAAAGUUUUACCGUUGUUUCGAAACGAAAUCUUACAAAACACUUCCAUCCGGAAGAAGGUAGAUUUGACCCGAUGACCGUUCUAACAUGGAAAAAAUUAUUUGAUGAUCGUGGUCGAAUGGAAGACGUGGUGAAUUUUCGUAAGGCCACAUUUUUUGGUGGACUGAGUCCUGAGGUAAGAAGAGAAGCCUGGAAAUUCCUCUUACAUUAUUUUCCUUUUGGUUCAUCAAUCCAACAAAGACAAGAUCUACAGAAAGACAGAGAAAGAGAAUACUUAAAUAUCCAAGUCUCUAGACAAGAGAGGAACCAAGAUGAAAAGUACAAAUUCUGGAAGGCUGUGGAAUGUAUUGUUGACAAAGAUGUCAUCCGCACAGAUAGAUCACAUCCAUACUUUGCUGGCAAUGAUAAUCCAAAUGUUAUCAUUAUGAGGAACAUACUCUUAAAUUAUGCAACACAUAAUCCUCGGGUCGGAUAUAAUCAAGGUAUGUCCGACCUACUAGCAACUGUGCUAGCUGUGGUUCAAGAUGAGGUUGAUGCAUUCUGGUGCUUUGUUGGUUUGAUGGAAAGGAGUGUGUUUGUGACAUCACCUAAGGAUGAUAUUAUGGACAGCCAACUGUGUUACUUGCGGGAGCUGUUACGUCUCCUACUUCCUCGAUUUUAUGCACACUGUUUACUACAAGACGAUGCUAUGGACAUGUUAUUUUGUCACCGCUGGCUUCUUCUCUCCUUUAAACGAGAAUUCUUCAAUGAAGAAGUUUUGAAAAUGUGGGAAGCUUGUUGGUCUCAUUAUCAAACCAAGUACUUCCAUAUUUUCUUGUGUGUCGCCGUGGUUCAGGAAUAUGGAGGCCCUGUUGUUGACCAGAAUAUGUCAGCAGAUGAUAUGUUGCAAUUUUUUACGGAUCUAUCCAUGAAGAUGGAUGGAUCAAGGGUUUUACGCAUGGCACGUCAGUCUUUACUAAAAUUUCGCCAGUUACCUGGAAUUCCUUGUUCAUUGCGUAGACUUUUGUCAGGACCAGGAAUCUGGGACAGUGCUCCUUUGCCGGAGAUUGAGUGUAGCUGUCUGAAUAGUUGUGUUUAUUUACAUGAAGAAUCAAAACUUUGUAAAUGAGAGAGUUGCUGGCAAAAUAAUGCAACGUGUGGAGCAAAAGAAAAUGUUUUCGGAGGAGAUUAGGUCAAAUCUCAAUGGACUGACUUGCUAGACUAAUGUGGCGGCUAUUUCAUUUGCUUUCGUGAACACAGCCUUGAAAUUAUUUGGAAACAAUUUAAAUACCAAAUCGUAGUUUUAAAGAAUAUAUUGUUUACCGUGUGAAAAUCUAUUUGGUGCUUUGUCAGCAUUUUCUUUUACAUCCAAACACAGGCAAGUGUUUUCAAAGAGAAGAGGAAAGAAAAGUUUUACUCAAAAUUCAAAUGUGUAUCUAAAUGGACAGCAGUAAGAUACUUCGAAUUAAAAAGUAUACUUAGUGCGUUAGGCCAUGAUCUUGGAGACUUGAGUGAAGUAGAAAAAAAAUAUAUGAAUAAAUACAAGAAUCUGGGGAUGGUUGUUCUCUUGGACAGGGGGACCCUAUGAGAAAUUAGCUAUUAACUGGGAUCAGUCAUUGAAGGAAAAUUCCCCUAACCAUCAAUGUGUCUAUCAAUAGAUCGUGGUCAGAAUUUUCAUACAAUGCCUUACUUUAGAAGCAUUUAUCAUUCCUUACAGUGCUGUUGCCUUGAAGGGAAAAGUCCAGGAAGCCUAUUUAAUGUGUAAUUUAGUGCGGUGUGUUUGUUUAAAAAAUUACGAAAGACUUAAACAGUAAACAGAUGUGCUGCUACCUCCAGAGGUUAAGUUUUUCUUUUUUCUUGCAUUGGCUGCUAGGGAUUCAAUAUGAUUCAAUCAAGUGCUUUAUCCAAACUAUAAAUUAAAGGGCGGCUCCUGCCAAUUUUUAUCA